Molecule: messenger RNA, 1345 nt
Organism: Rhagoletis zephyria (snowberry fruit fly)
Lineage: Eukaryota; Metazoa; Arthropoda; Insecta; Diptera; Tephritidae
Product: kinesin-like protein KIF23
Source: RefSeq, a predicted model, not a curated record
ACAGAUGCCAAUAAAUUGGAUGUGGAUAUUGGUUUAGUAUACUCACUAGGCCCUGGGUUCCCUGACUACAAAAUCGACAGUCCUGAAGCUCAGACCGCCAUACAAGAGUUGAUGCAGUAUUUAAUGCAACGCAUAGAGAAACGCAAAAUAUUGUGUGCUGACUUGGAGACUCGAUGCGAUAACUUCCGCUCACAUUUGAUGCAAAUGGAACGGGAAAACCUACAGUUGCGUACUGAAUUGGCGUCACUAAAGACAGUCUAUAAACAGGAACGCGAACGAAUGUUGGCAAUGGAAAAUAAGUUACGUGUUCACGAAAGUUCUAUCGACGAACUGAACAAUAAACUAGGUAAUCGGGAAAGGCAGAUUGACGAACUUUCGCGAAAGUUAAGGGAUCAGCAAAAUAUGCUAACUCAAAAGGAGCAAGAGAAGGAGAAACAGAAAAAGAAAUUUACAUCCAAGCUAGCUGUUGAAGUAGACAAAAAGGACCGUGAAUUGGAAAUCAGGUUACGUGAACAACGCGAUAAAAUGCGCGAAAAGAUGCGUGUGCGGGAUGAGAAGCUACGACUCGUGUCAGACAUUAUACAAUCGGAAGAUAUUCCUAGUAUGGUACGGCGGAAUAGUAAUGAAAAUGGCUUCGAUGAUAAGAUGGCCAUUGCAGAGCCGCCAUCGACUAAUCGUGCUGAGUCCACACAAAUAAAUAGUGCGCGGACUGAGCUGUAUUCGACGCCGCGUCAUGUUAGGGGAAUGGCAGCAGCAAACAAUAGGCACCGGCGUUCACGUUCAGCUGGUGAGAAGUGGAUCGAACAUCGUGCCCCUAACCCUGUACCUCUCGGCACUAUUCUGCAACCAUAUCUUAAAAAUCGUAAAUCGAUCACCAAGCUAACUGAUGCCAAAGAGCUUACCAAUCACAAGAACACAAAAUAUUGUCUGGUUUCUCAGGAGGCAGACACCGAUGGCGAUGUCGAAACUAAGCUCUACAAAGGUAAUGUCAUUCCAACAUGUGGUGGUGGUGCUCAAGUGGUAUUUGAUGAUGUAGAGUGUUUGAAGCAAAAGUCUCCAGUGACUUCGCCAAAUCGCAAACGUCCAAGUAAUGGUGGAAUGACCUUAAGUGGUUUGGGUGGCGGUGCUACUUCUUCGGCGCUGUCAGCAGCAGCAUUCAGCGGCGGAACAUCUGCAGCCCAAGACUUAGCAUCGCGUUGUAAUGUUGGCAUCGAGGGUCAUAACAACAAACGCACCAAGGUGUAGGAAUGGCAAGAGGCGGACGCUGAUCCGAUUAUCAUGAUGUAAGAGUGUCAAGAAAGCGGUCCAAUUUGUAUUAAAUUUAUUUUUACGUUUUUUAACAAUU